AGAAGAAGAAGAAUAUUUUUGAAUUUUGAUUAUGUUUGUCGUCGCCACCCUUUACGACUUGUUCUUCUUCCACAUUUAUUGUAUUAGCCGCCUCCUUCCUCCUCAGACUCCAUAAUCCCUGCCUUUGACCUUUUACGUUUCCUCAUCCUCCAUUUCCAAUCCAUCACACGUUUCCUUCAGCCACCACUGUUGUCUGCAAUUCCUCAAUUUCCUCUUAAAUGCUAACCCACUAAGCUCAACCCGAAGGCUCUCUCUCUCACUCCCAACUUUCUGUAUUAAUUUGUAUGUACGAUUCUUGCAUGUUUAGCUGACUCUACUGGAUUAUUCGCUUGCUUUCUUUUUGGGGUUCGUUUGUUUUCGAGAUUUCGUUGCUGUUCUUGUGAAAGUUUGCGACUUUGGUCGGAUUCGGCAUCUGGGUAUUUCGUGGAUUUCAUGAUUGUUGACUGAAUGCUGUUGGGAGAGGCCUCUGUGAUCUGAAUCUUUUUCGGAUCAUGACCUCGAAGCGGCCUUUUCUGAUCCCAUCUCCAAGAACCCCCAAUACCCAACACCUCCCUACUCUACCCAUCUAUUCCGAUUUCUUAAAUUCCACUUCCGGUGGCUCUGGGUCGUUUUCCGGCAUGGGUUCGAGAAACCCAGCUGCAGCUGACAAUUCCAUCAACGUUGAACCCACCACCCUCAAUUCUACCUCCCGUAGAAGCGUUUCUUCCCUUCAAUCCAAGGCUUACCAGAACAAUUCUGUUCGGGAAGUGAGUUUCGGCGAUGUCGGAUCGAAGCCGGUGCGUUAUGGUUCGAGAGGAGCUGAUUCCGAAGCGCUCAGCAUGUCCCAGAAGGAGUUGAACGAGGAGAAUGUAAGGGUUGUUUAUAUAGAUGAUGUUGCUAAGACAAAUGAGAGGUUUGCGUUUUCUGGUAAUUCAAUUAGGACGGCAAAGUACUCAAUUUUUACAUUUUUGCCUAGAAAUUUGUUUGAACAGUUUCAUAGGGUAGCAUACAUAUAUUUUCUUGUGAUUGCUGUGCUGAAUCAGCUCCCCCAGCUGGCGGUUUUUGGCCGUGGAGUUUCCAUAUUGCCAUUGGCAUUUGUGUUGCUUGUUACUGCUGUUAAGGAUGCCUACGAGGACUACAGGCGGCAUCGGUCUGAUAGAAUUGAGAACAAUCGUCUGGCAUCAGUCUUGGUUGGUAACCAGUUCCAGUCGAAAAAGUGGAAGGAUGUUCGAGUUGGUGAAAUCAUCAAAAUUCAAGCAAAUGAGGCUAUACCUUGUGAUAUGGUACUGCUUUCAACGAGUGAUCCAACUGGGGUUGCUUAUGUGCAGACUAUCAAUUUAGAUGGGGAGUCAAAUUUGAAGACGCGGUAUGCAAAACAAGAAACCCUCUCCAAGUUGUCUGAUAAGGAGAAGAUUACUGGGUUGAUUAAGUGCGAAAUUCCCAACAGGAACAUAUACGGUUUUCACGCAUUCAUGGAAAUUGAUGGGAAGCGGUUGUCACUGGGACCCUCUAACAUUGUACUUCGAGGGUGUGAGCUUAAGAAUACUCAAUGGGCACUUGGAGUUGCUGUAUAUGCUGGUCGUGAGACCAAAGUUAUGCUCAAUAACUCUGGAGCCCCAUCCAAGAGGAGUCGCCUUGAGACCCGUAUGAACUCUGAGAUCAUUGUGCUCUCUGGGUUUCUUGUUACUUUGUGUACAGUUGUCUCAUUAUGUGCUGCUGUUUGGUUGAGACGCAACAAUGAUAAGUUGGAUGACAUACUUUUCUACAGGAAGAAGGACUACUCGGAGGAGAAAGUGGACGAUUAUAACUAUUAUGGAUGGGGUUUAGAGAUUCUUUUCACGUUCCUUAUGUCUGUCAUCGUGUUCCAGGUCAUGAUCCCCAUCUCGUUGUACAUUUCGAUGGAGCUUGUCCGGGUGGGUCAGGCUUACUUCAUGAUCAGGGAUGGUCAAAUGUAUGAUGAGGCCUCUAAUUCAAGAUUUCAGUGCCGAGCUUUGAAUAUCAACGAAGAUUUAGGACAAAUUAAGUAUGUAUUCUCAGACAAAACUGGUACGCUGACAGAAAAUAAAAUGGAAUUUCAAUGUGCAAGCAUGGGAGUAGAUUAUAAUGGUGGGAGAAGCAGUUUGGAGCAAGUGGGGUACUCUGUUGAAGUUGAUGGGAAAAUUUUGAGGCCAAAGAUGAAGGUGAAGGCUGACCCAGAACUUCAGCAAUUACUCAGAAGUGGAAAGAACACAAAUGAAGGCAAACAUGUGUACGAGUUCUUCCUGGCAUUGGCAGCUUGUAAUACCAUUGUGCCUCUUGUUGUAGACACGUCUGAUCCAAAUGUGGGAUUAUUAGAUUACCAAGGGGAGUCCCCAGAUGAACAAGCAUUGGUUUAUGCUGCUGCUGCCUAUGGUUUUAUGCUUAUUGAACGAACCUCUGGUCAUAUAAUUAUUGAUAUCCAAGGUGAUAGGAAAAGGUUCAAUGUCUUGGGUAUGCACGAGUUCGAUAGUGAUCGAAAGAGAAUGUCUGUUAUAUUGGGGUGCCCUGAUAAGGCUGUCAAAGUCUUUGUAAAAGGUGCUGACACAACCAUGUUCAGUGUAAUAGACAAACGAUUGAACUUGGAUAUAAUACGAGCAACAGAAGCCCAUAUUCAUGCUUACUCCUCUUUGGGUUUGAGAACACUUGUGGUGGGCAUGCGAGAACUGAGUGGUACAGAAUUCGAGCAGUGGCACUUGUCUUUUGAGGAAGCAAGCACUGCUUUAAUUGGUAGGGCUGCUCUACUUCGCAAGGCUGCGGGCAACAUAGAAAACAAUCUCGUUAUACUAGGUGCCUCUGGCAUUGAAGAUAAACUGCAACUGGGGGUGCCUGAAGCCAUAGACUCUCUAAGAACAGCAGGGAUUCAGGUAUGGGUUUUGACAGGGGACAAGCAAGAAACUGCCAUAUCAAUCGGCUACUCCUCAAAGCUUCUAACAAGAAGAAUGACACAGAUUAUAAUUAACAGUAGCUCUAAGGAUUCAUGUCGAAGGAGUUUAGAGGAUGCCAUACUAAUGUCUAGGAAGCUCGUGACAGUGUCCGCAGAUACACACACCGACGGAGGAAACUCUGGACAUGGUGGAACUCAAGUAGCUUUAAUUAUUGACGGCACCAGCCUUGUGUACAUUCUUGACAGUGAACUUGAGGAAAAGCUCUUUGAACUAGCAAGUAACUGUGCUGUGGUGCUUUGUUGCCGAGUCGCUCCAUUGCAAAAGGCUGGAAUUGUAUCCCUUGUGAAGAACAGGACGACUGAUAUGACACUUGCCAUUGGGGAUGGUGCUAAUGAUGUUUCAAUGAUCCAAAUGGCUGAUGUGGGAGUUGGCAUCAGUGGCCAAGAAGGUCGGCAAGCUGUCAUGGCAUCAGAUUUUGCAAUGGGGCAGUUCAGAUUCUUAGUUCCCCUUUUAUUGGUUCAUGGCCAUUGGAAUUACCAGCGGAUGGGCUAUAUGAUAUUAUACAAUUUCUAUAGGAAUGCAGUGUUUGUUCUUAUUUUGUUUUGGUACGUGCUCUUCACUUCUUUUACUUUGACAACUGCAAUCACUGAAUGGAGCAGCAUGUUGUAUUCUAUAAUCUACACAGCAGCACCUACAAUUGUUGUUGGGAUUCUUGACAAGGACCUAAGUAGAAGGACCCUUCUAGAUUAUCCUCAGCUAUACGGAGCUGGUCAGAGACAAGAAUGCUACAACUCAAAAUUAUUUUGGUUAACGAUUCUUGACACAUUGUGGCAAAGUCUGGCUGUCUUCUAUAUCCCUCUCUUUGCGUAUUGGGGCAGCAGCAUUGAUACAUCGAGUAUAGGAGAUCUUUGGACACUUGCAGUGGUAAUUUUGGUUAAUUUGCAUUUGGCUAUGGAUGUUAUCCGGUGGAAUUGGAUUACACAUGCAGCCAUUUGGGGAUCUGUAAUUGCGACUUGGAUUUGUGUCAUUGUCAUUGAUGCUAUACCUUCACUGGUUGGCUACUGGGCCAUUUUUCAAGUUGCAAAGACUGCAUCGUUUUGGUUAUGUUUGUUGGCAAUCGUCACAGCUGCGAUCGCUCCACGCUUUGUUGUAAAGUUUCUGUAUCAGUACUAUAGACCUUGUGAUGUUCAGAUCGCAAGAGAAUUUGAGAAGUUUGGCAAUCCAAGCGCGUCAAACCCUGCACAAAUAGAAAUGGAUGCGAUCUUGGACCCGCCGAGGAGAUGAGCAGGUGAUGUUAUUGCUUUCGACAUCUCCUUUUUGUUUUCUUUUGUAGAAAUGUUAUUCUUUAGGCUGCUUCAGAGUAUCUCUCUCCUAGUUGCCUCAUUGUUUAUUGUUUGCUAUCCGAAGGAUAGGGUUUGUAACUUUGUAGUGUCAGGCUUAUAUUUUGUGUUCCUCUUUUUUUUUUUGCUGUACCUUAAGAUUCAUUCGGUGUACUUGGACUUGUUCAAAAGAGAGAAGAAUUGGACAGUCGAUACAAUAAAUGAAUUUUACCACAGAA
Molecule: messenger RNA, 4440 nt
Organism: Pyrus x bretschneideri (Chinese white pear)
Lineage: Eukaryota; Viridiplantae; Streptophyta; Magnoliopsida; Rosales; Rosaceae
Product: phospholipid-transporting ATPase 1-like
Biological process (GO): phospholipid translocation
Cellular component (GO): plasma membrane
Molecular function (GO): magnesium ion binding; ATP hydrolysis activity; ATP binding
Source: RefSeq, a predicted model, not a curated record